AGUUCAGUGUGGAUUGUCGUUUGUGCAAGACGUGCUUUUUUGUGGGGGAAGCUCAAAGAGUUCUCUUGAUAUAACAUAGGAAGAUAGUGUGCUGCAUCCCAUCCUUUCACCCCUGAAGAUAUCCCGUCAUCUCCUCUUACAAAGUCUUUUGCAAAGUCUUUUGCAAAAGUUAAUCGUUUAAGCAUCAGGGGUUUUGAGAGGAAGAAAAAUUCUCAACUCGAGAGCUUCCCGAACAAAACUUCUCCGAAAGUUUAUUGAGUGAUCAGAGUGUUUCAAUUGAGACAAGCAAAAUUAAGUGAGGACUGAACUCGACCUACAUUUAAUGGUGAUUCAAUGAAAACGAAAGUGUAAGCUUGAUUAUGAUUGUGUAAAUAUUUUUACAUCACUUGAGGACAUCGACAUGUAAUGAGAGUGGAAGUGCGUGGGCGAAAAAAUGGGCUUUCUGGGCCAUCUUCUGCUGGUGCUCUACCUCCUGUGCUUUGGUAAAGGUGUCAGACUAUUGGAUCUGCAGGGGCCUGUAUUCCUCCAUGAGCCACCACAUCGUGUUGAGUUCUCAAACAACUCACUCACAACAAUUGAAUGCUCAGGCAGCGGAAGUCCUGCACCAGAGGUGGAAUGGUCUCCCGUUUUACCCCAUCAGGACUUGGUGUUUCCCCUGUCAAAUGGAAGUCUCCUGUUUUAUCCAUUUUCAGCUGAGAAAUAUCGCCAUGAGAUACACUCAACUGUCUACAGGUGCAAACUGAAGAACCUGGUGGGAGCAAUAAUUAGCCGAGAAGUUCAUGUGAAGGGAGUUGUAAAUCAGAAGUACACGGUUCAGGUGCACGAUGAAUACGUCAUGACGGGAAAUACGGCGGUUCUCAAGUGCCAGGUACCCAGCUACAUGUCGGACUAUGUAAUGGUGACUGCGUGGGUGCAAGAUAGUGGGAUGCAUCUCUAUCCCAAUACAGAUAUAGGUGGGAAGUAUACGGUGCUGCCCAAUGGGGAUCUAUAUAUAAACAAUGCGGGCCCCAGUGAUGGCUUUAAGACUUACACGUGCCGAGUAGUUCAUAAACUGACAGGUGAAAUGCAGGUAUCCGCGUACCCGGGCAGGAUAAUUGUGACCGAACCCAAGGGGAUUGUGCAACCACGAAUAAACGUUGAGAAGCACUCGUCACGCCAUGUGACACUCAAUGGACACAUAACGUUGCCUUGUGCGGCACAGGGGCAUCCCGUGCCCACGUACAGGUGGUUCAAGGAGGAGAAUGAGCAACUACUCCCGGUGCAAUUCAGUGAUCGCAUCACAAUCCUCUCAGCGGGAUUGCUGAAGAUACACAAGGCACGACUCGAGGAUACCGGGAAGUACCUCUGUUGGGUCAAUAAUUCCGCUGGCGAAGAGACAAUCCAAGUUAUGUUAACUGUUUCAGCUCCACUGACGGCCCACCUACAGCCCCAGGUGCAGACGGUGGAUGUGGACAGGGACGCCCACUUGCAGUGCAUCGUGUCGGGCUUUCCCGUACAAGACAUCGUAUGGUUGCACGAUGGUAAACCCAUUUUGCGAGACAACAGAAUUGAAAUUCACUCCGAACCACCACGAAUCAUCAUCAAGAGGGUGCAAAAGGACGACCAAGGAAUGUACCAGUGUCUUGUAACAAAUGAUUGGGAACAAAUUCAGUCGACGGCUGAAUUGAAGCUCGGAGAUGCAUCACCGGAACUUCUUUAUUGGUUCUCGGAACAAACACUCCAACCAGGGCCGACAGUGUCUUUGAAAUGUGUCGCCACUGGAAACCCCCCACCGCAGUUUCAGUGGACACUAGACGGAUUUCCGAUUCCGGACAGUUCACGCUUUCUUGUUGGACAAUAUGUGACCAUACAUGACGAUGUGAUAAGUCACGUCAACAUCUCCAAUGUAAAGGAUGAGGAUGGCGGGGAGUACAGCUGCACAGCUCAAAAUAGUAUUGGAAAGGUGAGCCAUAGUGCAAAGGUGAACAUCUACGGGCCACCAUUUAUUAGGGAAAUGCCCAAAAUUACGGGAGUUUCGGGAAAAGAUUUGGUUGUCAAGUGUCCCGUGGCUGGGUAUCCAAUUGAUAAGAUUCAUUGGGAACGCGAUGGGCAGACACUGCCAAUAAACCGUCGACAACGUGCCUAUGCGAAUGGGACGCUAAUCAUUGAGCAACUCCAGAGACUUGAGGACGCCGGGACGUACACGUGCAUGGCGCAGAGUCGUGAGAGGCAAACUGCGAGGCGAAAUGUGGAAAUUCAAGUACUCGUCCCGCCCAAAAUUAUGCCCAUCCAGGCAAUGACAAAUAUGCUCCGGGAGGGUAUGAGGGCAGCAAUUUCCUGCCAAAUUCUCGAAGGAGAUCUCCCGGUGAGCUUUCGUUGGGAACGCAAUGGGAAGCCGGUAAUUGGGACGGGGAAUGAGGUGAUAAGGCGUCUUGAUGAGUACUCUGCCAGUUUGGUGGUGGAACACAUAUCAUCUGAACAUUCAGGGAAUUAUUCCUGCAUCGCCAGCAAUGUGGCAGGAACGGAAAAGUUCACCGUACCCCUGACUGUUAAUGUUCCGCCAAAAUGGAUAAUUGAACCGAAGGAUUCAGCUGCCCAGGCGGGGCAUGAUGUUAUGCUCCUGUGCGAGGCAGAUGGCUACCCAAAGCCCGUGAUAACGUGGAAGAAGGCCAUCGGGACGAGUCCGGGGGAGUACAAGGACUUCCUGUAUGAACCGAAUGUAAUUCAAUAUCAAAAUGGGACGAUUCAUUUCAAGAAGGUCACAAAGGAGAGUCAAGGGCACUUCCUGUGCGAGGCAAGAAAUGAAAUUGGCUCCGGGGUGAGCAAAGUGAUUUUCCUGAAAGUCAACGUUGCCGCCCAUUUUGCCACGAAAUCCAAGCAAAUCUUCAUAGCUCGCGGCAAGCAGGUACACAUCCAGUGCAACGUUCAGGGUGACACCCCCAUUGAUCUCAAGUGGCGCAUCCAGAAUUCACAGCAGCACCUCGAUGAAUCCAUCGACGCCAGAUACACAAUCAGGGAACAAACUCUCGACGACGGAAUGGUGUCAGAGUUGGGUAUUUCACAUACAUAUCGUCAGGAUACAGGAAUGUACAUUUGCCAAGCAAGUAAUGCCUUUGGGCAGGAUGAAAUGACAAUCCACCUGAUUGUUCAGGAAGUACCGGAACCACCAAAAAAUCUCCGUAUCAACGCCCAACAAUCGCGAAGUUUGCAACUCUCGUGGAGUACCCCAUUUGCGGGGAAUAGCCCCAUUGAGGAGUUUCAUGUGCAGUACAAAUUCAUCGCUGAUACGUGGCAGACGUCGGAGAGGAUCACUGUGAGUGGAUCACAAACAGUGAUCACGAUAUCCAAUCUCAAGCCCGCCAAGACGUAUCACAUCCGUAUGGCAGCUGAGAAUAAAUUGGGAGCUUCGGAUUUCUCAGAAGUUGUUCAGGUCACAACACUCGAGGAAGUUCCUUCGGGGCCACCACUGAAUGUCCGUGGAGAAGCACGAAGUUCAACGGAGAUUUUUGUCUCCUGGGAAGCUCCGGAGGUUGAUCAUCGCAAUGGGAAUCUCCUGGGGUACUACGUUGGCUACCAAAUGGCCUCAAUGCGAACGGAGGUGAACCCAACGCAAGGAUACAACUUCAAAACAGUCGAAGUUCGUUCGCAUUUUGGCGGAGAGACAAGCUUGGUGGCUCUAAAUAAAUUCACACAGUACCACAUAAUUGUUCAAGCGUACACUAGUCAAGGUAGUGGACCACAGAGUGAGGAGAUCCUCGUGAAUACCUUGGAAGAUGUACCAACAAGCCCACCUGAGAGCCCUAAAUGUGAUGUUCUCUCCUCCACAUCCAUCUACAUCACAUGGUCCCCACCGAGUGUUGAUGGGCAGAAUGGGAAGAUAAAGGGCUACAAAGUUUCCUACAUAUCCGUUGAGGAUCUCUACGAGAGGGAUCCACAUACGGUAAAGUCCAGCAAUCAAUACCUCACUGUUGACAAUCUCCACAAGUUCACCAACUACACCGUCUGGGUGCUGGCCUACACCAAAGUCGGGGACGGGGUGAAGACUAAGCAAUUCUACUGCCGUACCCAUGAAGAUGUUCCCUCGGCACCUUCAGCCAUUAAAGCUAUUCCUGCCUCAAGCACCAAGAUCAUCGUCUCCUGGCUACCACCUCUUCAUCCCAAUGGGGAGAUUACUGGCUACACGUUCUACAUGUCCGUCUUCGAGGGUGGCAGGGAUGAAGGGACGCACAAGAAGAUUCUCGCCCCCAAUGUGGAGAUGCACGAAACACAACGACUUCAGGAUGGUGCCACGUACCAAUUCUGGUUGACGGCUUCCACAAAAAUAGGCGAAGGUGAAAAGACGGAAGUGAAGACGGUGCAACCAAAUAACAAAGUCCCCGCGAGGAUAGUCUCCUUCAGCCGACGCAUUGUGACUCCGUGGAAGCAGGAUCUUGUACUGCCGUGCAAGAAAGUCGGCGUUCCGGCUCCGAUAACAAUUUGGCGCCAAGAUGGUCACUCGAUGGAUACGAAUUCGCGGAAAUCCAUCGCUAAGAAUGGCACACUCACGAUCAGGGAUUGUCAGCACGCUGACGGGGGGAACUACACGUGUAGUGUGGAGAAUACGUGGGGAAAGGAUGAAAUUAUCUACCAUUUAAUCAUAAAAGUUCCCCCAGAUCCACCCAAUUUAACCGUCGUGGCGACUUACACGGAUAGCUUGCAGCUCGAGUGGGCGGAUAACAAGAACGGUGGUAGUCCCAUCUUGGGCUACGUCAUAAACUACAAGAGGGACAAUGGAGACUGGGAAGAGUUGCAAAUUGAUUCGAAAACCAAUGCACAUCUCUUGGGGAAUUUGUGGUGUGGCACACGGUAUCAGUUGUACAUCACGGCACUCAAUAAGAUCGGAACGGGGCUUCCGUGUGACAUUGUGAACUCCUUCACGAAGGGCAAUGCUCCCGUGCAACCGAAGCACAACCAAAUGAUCACCAACAACUCAACGAGCGUCACAUGUUGGCUGGAUUCAUGGGGAGACGGUGGUUGUGGGAUCCUCUACUUCGUCAUCGAAUACCGUCCAUUUGGGCGAUCACACUGGAACGUUGUUGCUGGUCACAUAGCGCCCACAGAACGAAUUUACACGGUGAAUGAUCUUUCACCAUCAACAAAGUACCAACUAAAGGUUACAGCUCACAACAAUGCCGGCUCCACUGUGGCCAUAUACAACUUUACAACUCUUUCACCACAAGGAAUUGUCUAUCCAGGUGACCAUCCACCGUCGGUAUCACACAAUUUGGGCGAGAGUAGCUUCUAUGCAAACUUCAAGGUUCUCCUGCCAAUCUCACUUUCAAUCCUCAUCCUCCUGAGUCUCAUUGCGGCUGUUCUCAUAAUACGAAAACGAAAAAUGAACGCACAAAAUCGUGUACCGUCUUCAUCAAUAUCGGAAUCACCCUCAUUGGCUAAUCUGCAGAAUAAGGCGAAUAGGGAUCAGCAGUACCUGGCUGUUAGGUGCAACCAGGGUAGCAAUCGGAAUAGCAAUUCAGCGGAUUCGGGGAGUUUUAAGGCCGAAGGCAACGAAUACAUCGAGGACAUUUGUCCAUAUGCAACGUUCCAACUUAAUAAGCAAACCUACAGCGAAAGUUCAUACAGUGGCAAUGUCUACAGUGGACCCUAUCACUCAGUACGGGGAUCCUUUGUCUACCACGACGUCAAAACAGACAGCUACCACAGCAAAGAACCCGAAUAUACAAAAGUCCGCCGAAAAGGUGGAAGAUUGCGGGAUCCUCACUCGGAGAGUCAAGAAUCGGACAAUCCAGGUUCAACAGAUUCCGAAGUGAGGAAAAUCUUAACGCUUCACAUACCAAUUACAGAAUACGACACCUUGGGCUCCGAAUCCGACAACGAAUUGACCUCUCGGGCUGUCAAUCAAAAGAAAUAUCGACCACAGAGAGAUUCUCAGGAUGAGACGUCUUCGUCAUCGGAAAAUUCACCUUCGAACAUAUCAGCGCGAAAGACAAAACCACCCCCAUAUUCGGCACGAAAGGGCGCCAAACCAGCGCAAAAUAUCCCAAAGAGGCACGUACGUAGCUCCAGUGGCUACUCAAGUCACAACGAGGAAACGACAUUCAGUAUAUCGAACUAUCCGAAUUAUUCAGACGACCACAUACAUCCACCGCAUCAUUUUUUGGAUUCACCCUCAGGCGGGGGAGCGGGUGAGAAGAAAACAAGCCAUUCACCCCGUAUUCGAUCCGCGCAGAAACUCCAGCGAGAAGCUUUUCAAAUUAAUGUAUAAUAAUAAAAUAUAUAUAAAAUAUAAUGAGAGACAUUGGCGAGAGAGAGCUAUUACCUUGUUUAGCCAAGUGAUUGGUGCAGGAUGAACGAUGACGAGGGAAAGGAAGCGAAGUCCUGAUUGAAGUUAUUGAUGAAAAUUGUUAAAUAAAAGCGCCACGAGCUGCAAACGUUUGAUUUGUGCGCGAGAUUAUUGUAACGACGACACAAUCGAUGUAAUAUAUACGUCGCGGGAGGGAGAGAGGGAGGGAAGAGAAAUCUUAGCAAAAUAAAAAAAGGAGAGAAAAGAAAAGAAGGUAGAUAGAAGAUAUUUUUAGCUCAAGAAUUUGUUGAUUUUAUACGUUUUUACUCAAUAUUUAACAAAAAAGUAUAUUUUUAAAUUAUUCAAUGAAAAAUUCAUUCUGUAAAUAAAUUUUAUGCAGCGUAUUUAAUACGCUCUCUAUGGAAAAAUUAUAUACAAUUACACUAUAUAUAGUUCAAUUUCAUAAAUUGAUUCAUUUUUUUUGGGGUGGAGGAGAAGAUUUAUUGGAUAACAAACAAGCCAAAGUGAGAAACAAUGAGUAAAAUAUUUUAUGUAGAAGGCAAAUAGUUAAAUAUUUUACUUCAAUUUAUGACUCCACAACAUAUCUUUGAUAAUGUGAAUGAGAUAAGAUAAGUUAAGCCCAUUUUAUUUUUUGCUUCAUUCUCACGACCCAUCAACACUCAAUUUCUGAAGUAUUUUAUCUUUGAAUGAAUUUAUAUGGUUUUUUUAUGGUCGAAUAAACAAGGAGAUUUAUACCCAAAACUUUACCACUAAAAUGUAUGAAAAAAAAAAAACAACUGUCUCUCACAUUCUUUUUAUAAAGUAUUUUGAAUGCAACACUUAGAAGCCCCUAAAAAUUAUCUAUCGAUACUUAACAAUAAGUUUUAUUACUUUCUAAGUUUCCGGCACUUAGAUUGAUUUUAUUUCAUGUUUCUGUUUUUUUAUUCAUCUUUCUAAAAGUAAAGCAAAAAUUUACAUUUAAUAAAAGGCAAGCUCUAACAUUUUUUCUGCUGAAUUUCAAUUGGAAGUUAGGUAAUAUAACUGAAAUCCUACGGAAAAAAUAUUAGAACUAACAAGCUAACUAGAAUUGUUAGGGAGUUAUCACACUUGAGCUCUAAGCGCUUGAUGCUUAAGAUUUUACAUGUGACAAAACGAGAAAAAAUACCGUUGUUUUCUCUUUCGUACUCACAUAGAGGUUAUGAUGCUCAAGCACUUGGAGCUUAAGUGUGAUAGCCCCGUUAGGCUUUAAGGAGCUUCGAGUUGUUCUUAAAAUGUUAAAUUAGUUUGUUUUGAAAUUCUUCCACAUCUUCUUUAUCACGUCUAUUUAGUUUUAUUCUUUCAGUUCUUCCAAGCUUUUCCCUACUUUACGCAAUAUCUCAUGAAGUUCAUCUUUCUUUGCCUUUAUAGUUGCAAUAUGCUGAUUAAUAAUUGAUUUCAAAGAAUCAAAUAAAUUAAUUCAUUUCAAGGGGCUUCUUAGUGUUAAUAAAAUGAAGAAAUUUAUAAUAUUAAUUCUAUAAGUAUUAUUUACUACUUGAAGGAAGGAUAAUGUGCCAAAAGAAAAACAUUUUCACUAAAAAAGAAAACUAAACUUGAAAAAUAAAUAUUUUAAACUUCCAACUAAUUCCAAUUUAUUAAUUUGCCAAAAAAUAGCCCAAGAAGUAACUUCUAGAAAUGACAAUAUUAUAAACAAACUAACUAAAUAAAUAACCAAUAAAAAUCCUUUUUGUUACAUAAUACACAGACACACACAAACAACACAUAUAAAGACAAAGAAUGGAAACAAAAUAAAAAGAAAUGAAUAGAAAUUUAAGAUGAGAUUAUUGUAAAAGAGAUUAAAAAAAACUAUUCAUAUAUUGAAAAUAUAUUGAGAAAAAAUAUAAAGAAAAUUUAAAAAAAAAAAUAAAUGUACAGAUAAAGGAAGCAUCACAGAAAAGGAGUUGAGUCAUUCAAGGAACUGUUUUGCAGUGCUUUUUAUUAAUUUUUUUUAAAGAAAGUUUAAUUCUAAGAACUUUUUAAAUUAUUUUUUUUAGGUAUUGAAAUUUUGGUUUUAGAGCCUCAUGCAUUAAAAGUAAGGCUACAAAUCUGCAUUAAGAGAUUAGCAAUGUAAUUAGGGUCUCUAAGAGUGAUAUUCUGUGGGUUACAGACUUUUAACCUAUCCUCUGUUCCCACAAAAUUUCACUGUGUGCCCAUAACUCAAGCAUUUCGUACAAUAUUUUCAUUUUAUUUGGAAGCUGACCUUUAAAAAAAAAACUUUGAAAAUUCUCUGGAAAUCGAAGACUUGAUUGCUUAAAGUUUAUUCUUCCUUUCAGCUUAGAUUUCCAUCCAUCAAAGCUAAUAGUUCUCUUUACGCAAUUAGUUCAAAGAAUGAAUUCUGAUAACUUAUUAAAUUGUCAUCGAACCAGUUGUUGAUAAGUAGGAUCACUGUAAUUCGAGGGCUAAAUUGUGAAACCUUUCAGCUCUAUAACUGAUUUAGAAGGUUUUACAAUUUAGUCCUCGAAGUGCCUAAACUUAUACUUUUUUUUUUAAAUUCUGUAACAAUUAGUUUAAAUUUAAUUCAGUUUCAAAAGUUUAUUAAAUUAUAAAGAUUACAGCUCUUUUACCUUUUCCAAUUUUACAUAUUUCUAACUGAUCUUCCUUCCUAUGUCCUCUUCAUCUGCUUAACCUUCUAUUGAACACUCCUGUUCUCCCUCAAACACUUCCGCAAACGAGGUUUCAUCUUAUGAAUCACAAAAAUAUUAAUUUCUGUAUUCACCGAAUCUUUAUAAUUUAAGAAAUUUCUAAGAAAACUAUCGCAAACUUUUAAAAAUAUAUAUAUAUCGAGGGCUGCAUUGUAAAACCGGCUAACUUUGUAUAGGCUUCGAACCGACUUGGCCGUUUUUACAAUGUAGCCCUCGAUAUGUAAUAUAUGAAAAAAUCUAAGUUAGAAAGCUUUUUUGGAAAAGAUUCUUUAAAUUUCUCGUCUCAAUUUGAAAUGUUUUUCAGUUUCAUUUACUUUGAUGAGAAUUUUGAUUAAAAAUUGUUUUUUUUUUUUUCAAGACGAUUUUGAAGUCAGAAUUCGCAAAAAAUUCAACAACAAAAAUUUGUAUUAAUGAAAAAGAGAUCUAAAGUAAGUUUCUUUGAUGGAGAUUUGUUCUGAGACUACCCACAGAAUAAAUAUCACGAUCUUGCGUAUCUUUUUAAUAGGUUUUAUGUGGACGUAGCUUCCGUAGAACUCUAGACCUUAAUAGGAAGCAAACCAUAAAAGACGUUUGAAAUAAGGAAUAUAAUCUCAUUAUAGGGAAAUAAAUUUCAUUUAUAUAGCCUAAAUCUAGGGAUUUUUAAGAAAAGUUUUUUUCUGGAAAAGAUUCCUCAAAGUCCUGAUUGAAAGAUUUAUAAGCUUUUUUUAUUUUUUCAAAAUAAAAUCUAAAUUCUCGCAGAGUUUUUAAACCUUUUCAGCCACCUGCAGAAGAUCCAGUGAAGGUAUUGAAAGUUCUGGGAAAGUUUAAAUCUUAAAAAAAAAACCCUUAAAUUUCAUUUGCAUCAAAUCAACUCCAUUGUGAAAGCUAAGGAAUUAUGAAAAGCAUUGCAAAAUGAGAAAUAAAACAUUCUCUGGACUCCACUGAGAAGAAGUGAUGAGGAAAUUUGUGCCAUUACUUUCAUUUUUUUUUAAUUCUUUUAGAGAAAAUAAAAAAAGAAAACCUUUCCGCAUUAUAUAUUGUUCCUGCAAUGUUAAAUUGUAUCUUUAAUGAUUAAUUAAUGUUUCUUAUUUUAUUACUGGCAGCCUUUUUGUUCCUUUUUUUUUAAGACAAUGGAGAUAAAAGAAGAAGGAAAACAAACAAACCCGCGAUGAGAUAAUAAAUGUUAAUCGAUAAAAGAAAAGAAAAA
This is a messenger RNA of Lutzomyia longipalpis, 10123 nucleotides long. It is a transcript of the gene Dscam4, whose product is annotated as cell adhesion molecule Dscam2. Bases 434 to 6241 code for a protein of 1935 amino acids. The transcript has 20 exons. The record is from RefSeq and is a predicted model, not a curated record. Gene Ontology annotation, molecular function: protein binding. Gene Ontology annotation, cellular component: plasma membrane; axon. Lineage: Eukaryota; Metazoa; Arthropoda; Insecta; Diptera; Psychodidae. Gene Ontology annotation, biological process: cell-cell adhesion; axon guidance.